Nicotiana attenuata is the source of this 3825-nucleotide messenger RNA. Its product is annotated as 5'-3' exoribonuclease 4. Bases 363 to 3311 code for a protein of 982 amino acids. The record is from RefSeq and is a predicted model, not a curated record. Lineage: Eukaryota; Viridiplantae; Streptophyta; Magnoliopsida; Solanales; Solanaceae. The transcript is spliced from 23 exons. Gene Ontology annotation, molecular function: zinc ion binding; 5'-3' RNA exonuclease activity; RNA binding. Gene Ontology annotation, biological process: nuclear-transcribed mRNA catabolic process. Gene Ontology annotation, cellular component: nucleus.
AAAGCAAAUUACAGUAAUAACUAGAAGAGGAAAAAGGAGGAAAAGAAAGGAAAGGAAAAUAAAAGUACAGAAGAGAGUUUGACGUACUGAGAAGAGGAGAAGACAGGAAAUCCAUAUGAUUCAACGCUGCUAAGGAGAGUUGUUUGAGUCCUUAGAAAUUGAUCUCAUUUUUUCCUUAAACCUCUCCUACUCUCUGUCUCUUCUCAAUUCUCAUAUCUAGGACCCUAGUUUUCUCAGGAUUGAUCCACUUUUGAGGUGAAUUGCCAUUUCCAUAAUUCAGAAGAAUUUCUCAGUUUUUGAAGUUCUAAAACCCCUUCAGGUGCAAGGUUUUAAUUGACUGGAGCUGGGCUAAUCGGCAAAAAAUGGGAGUACCAGCAUUUUAUAGGUGGUUGGCUGAUCGAUACCCGCUAUCGAUUGUGGACGUGGUAGAGGAAGAGCCUAAAGAGGACAGUCAUGGGCUGUUUGUUCCAGUGGAUGUUUCAAAGCCAAACCCUAAUGGCAUGGAAUUUGAUAACAUGUACUUGGACAUGAAUGGUAUCAUUCACCCUUGUUUUCAUCCCGAGGGAAAGCCUGCACCAGCAACUUACGAUGACGUAUUCAAAUCAAUUUUUGACUACAUUGACCAUCUUUUCUCAUUAGUCCGUCCAAGAAAACUCCUCUAUAUGGCUAUUGAUGGAGUGGCUCCUCGAGCUAAGAUGAACCAGCAGCGAACCAGGCGUUUUAGAGCCGCUAAAGAUGCCGCUGAAGCUGAAGCUGAAGAAAAAAGGUUGAGGGAAGAGUUUGAGAUGGAGGCUGCUAGUUUAUUGUCUACAGGAAAGCCUGAGACAUCUGAUUCAAAUGUUAUUACUCCUGGUACUCCAUUUAUGGCAGUACUAGCAGUAGCUCUUCAGUAUUAUAUACAGUCGAGGUUGAAUAAAAAUGCAGGCUGGCGGUUUACCAAGGUUAUCCUUUCUGAUGCUAAUGUUCCUGGUGAGGGUGAACACAAAAUUAUGUCCUACAUCCGCUUGCAACGUAACCUUCCUGGCUUCGACCCAAAUACCUGUCAUUGUCUUUAUGGCCUAGAUGCAGAUCUGAUUAUGCUGUCUCUUGCUACUCAUGAAGUCCAUUUUUCAAUAUUGAGGGAGGUGAUUACAUCACCAGGUCAGCAGGAGAAGUGUUUUGCCUGUGGUCAGGUUGGACAUCUUGCAGCUGAUUGUCGCGGUACAAACGGAAACCAAGGCGAAGAUGGAAAGGGUGUGAAUGAAACACCUAUUCACAAGAAGAAAUAUCAGUUUCUCAACAUCUGGGUGUUGCGAGAGUAUCUGCAAUAUGAUUUGGAGAUUUACAACCCUCCAUUUCGGAUAGACUUUGAAAGGGUGGUGGAUGAUUUUGUUUUUUUGUGUUUUUUUGUUGGAAACGAUUUUCUUCCCCAUAUGCCAACACUGGAGAUUCGAGAGGGUGCCAUCAAUCUGCUGAUGUGCAUCUAUAGAAGAGAGUUUACAACAAUGGGUGGUUAUCUUACAGAUGCGGGUGAGGUGUUUUUGGAUAGAGUAGAACAUUUUAUUCAGGCGGCAGCAGUUUAUGAAGACCAAAUCUUUCAAAAGAGAGCUAGGAUAAAGCAGUCAAUAGAAAAUAACGAAAGAGCAAGAAAUGAGGUUAAUGCUCAGCCACAGCCUCCGGCGGAGGACAAGGUGAAGUUAGGGGAGCCUGGAUACAAGGAAAGGUACUAUUCCGAGAAAUUUGGUGUAUCAACUGCAGAGGGUAUUGAUGAAGUCAGACAAGAUGUAGUUCAGAAGUAUGUGGAAGGAUUAUGUUGGGUUUGCCGGUAUUACUACCAAGGUGUUUGCUCGUGGCAAUGGUUUUACCCAUAUCAUUAUGCUCCAUUUGCUUCUGACCUCAAAGGUCUGGCGGACUUGGAAAUUACUUUCUUCCCAGGGGAACCAUUUAAGCCCUUUGAUCAGCUAAUGGGUGUUCUGCCAGCUGCAAGUGCAAAUGCUCUUCCUGAAAAGUACAGGAUGCUAAUGAUGGAUCCAUCAUCACCAAUUUCUGAUUUUUACCCAACAGAUUUUGAACUUGACAUGAAUGGAAAGCGUUUUGCAUGGCAGGCUGUUGUAAAAUUGCCGUUCAUCGACGAGAAGAAGUUACUUGCUGAAACUAAAAAGCUUGAAGACACGUUAUCGGAAGAGGAGCAACUCAGGAACAGUGUAAUGUUCGAUUUGCUCUAUGUUCAUCAUCACCAUACUUUGGCUCCAUAUAUCAUUUCGUACUAUCAUCACAAUAAUAAGGUGCCCCCAGGGGAACAAAGGCCAUGGCUAAUUGAUGCAAAUCUGAGUGGUGGAAUGAAUGGAUUCAUUUGGUUAUCUGAGCGGAAUGGCCUGAGAGAUAGGGUUUGUUCCCCACUCAAUGGAUUGGAAGAUAUUUCAAAUAAUAAGAUUUUAAAUAUUACCUUUCUGAAUCCAGUACCUCAUAAGCAUAUUCCGAAGCCUCCAGAAGGAGUAUUUAUGCCCAAAAAGAUUUUGAGAGCUGUUGAUAUAAAACCUUUCCCUGUAUUAUGGCAUGAAGAUCAUGGUACCCGGCGUCAGCUAGGCAAAGAUAGGGGUCCAGUACCUGGGGCAAUAGCAGGGCCUUCUCUGGGAGAAGCAGCACAUCGGUUGCUUAAGAACACAUUGAAUAUCAAACCCGGUGGAACAAAUUCUGGAGUGUUGGAGCAAUCAUAUCCUCGAAAUUUCCUCGGCAACCAUGUUCUGAAUAGACCAAGGCCAGCUGGACCGUCUGGCUAUGAAGGUGGAUUUUAUGAUCAAACGAGUUACAGGAAUUUUUCUCCCAAUCACCGGCCACGAUUUCCAGGACCAGUUGGCCGCGCAAAUGGUUUUUUUGAGGAUCCUUCUUAUUUAUCUAGCAAUUUUAUGCCUCAUGGUGCAUCUGGAAAUCCCAGAUAUGCUCCAUCCCCUUAUGAGUUGCAAAGCCCUAGGCAAAAUUUCAGGAUGCAAGACAGGCAUUCAUAUCAAGAUCAGUAUCAUAACAUGAGGAAUGAAAUGUCUGUGUUGACAAUUGAAAGUGGUUCAAGAACGAGGCCUUAUUCAGCUGUGCCAAGGAUGCCAAAUUCAGGACAACUUUCUAACGUCCGCCCACCGCCAUUCACACAAAGUGUGGGUCCACUUCCUUCACCCCCGCCGCAGUGGAUUAAUAAACCUGCAAGGGGAACUACAUCAAUGCACUUAAAGCAUCAAGAAACUUUAAAAGCGCCGGGGUACGAGAAGCAAGUCAAGCAGGUGUACCAAAUCAAAAGCCGACCAACUCAGAGUCCCCAAGAAACAGGAACACAACAUUAAUGUUUGAAUUGUUUUGAGCUUUGCUUUUCCCAUUGAUAGUCAAUCUCCAUAGACGUAGUGAAGGAUAUCCGGAUCCUACCAUGAAGGAUUCUUCUCGUAUCUUUCUUUUAUCAUUAUAGAUGGAUGGAGCCAUUUUAUGUUCAAUUGUAGCAAAUAUGGUGGAGUUCGUUUCACAGUCCCCAUGUAUGAUAGGCCAGUUUGAGCUCUGGCAAGUAUGUUGUACCAAAUGAAAGAGAAAAUUUCAAGGAAUAGUCUUUGUUGCCUUGUUCUUGUUGACUGAAUUGGCAGAACAAAUCCUGCAGAGUUAUAGUAGGAUACACAUAAGCAAGAUAUGAAUUUUUUUUUCCCAACCGGAUGCCGGGUAAGUUUAGUUGGCUGUAACAGUGUUCUGUCUACAUGUUUUCUUUUCAUAUUUCAGCAUCGAAAAAGAAAUACCAUUGCAUGUGGUAACAUGAUUUGUGAAUUUGGUUCCGUAUGUACUUUUUGUGGUUAUUGAAUGUUGUGAAUUACUACA